AAAAUGAAGAUACUGAAAAGAAUUAUACUAAAGAAAAUAAAGAUACUAAAGAAAAUAAAGAUACUGAAGGGAAUGAAAACACUAAAGAGAAUAAAGACACCAAAGAGAAUAAAGACACCAAAAGGAAC
Molecule: messenger RNA, 128 nt
Organism: Racocetra persica
Lineage: Eukaryota; Fungi; Glomeromycota; Glomeromycetes; Diversisporales; Gigasporaceae
Source: the annotation of a GenBank genome assembly